Sphaeroforma arctica JP610 is the source of this 4713-nucleotide messenger RNA. RefSeq lists its product as hypothetical. Gene Ontology annotation, cellular component: SAGA complex; nucleus; NuA4 histone acetyltransferase complex. Gene Ontology annotation, biological process: DNA repair; regulation of DNA-templated transcription. NCBI's taxonomy places the organism in Eukaryota, Ichthyosporea, Ichthyophonida. The record is from RefSeq and is a predicted model, not a curated record. Gene Ontology annotation, molecular function: transcription coregulator activity. The coding region runs from base 1 to 4713 and encodes 1570 amino acids. The transcript has 6 exons.
AUGCAUGCAUCAGUAACAAGGGCGGUUGUUGAGCGAUCCCAAGACUUCCUUCUAUCAUCCGUUCGGACCCUAAAGGAUACUUUUGUCUUGGACCACGCAGUGUUCUCGCAAAUCCUGCUGAAGUUUCUCAUAUCUCGUCUGGAUGCCCUUGGUGGCGACGACGACAUUCUGGCCAGUGCAAUGCUCAAGCUAUUCAAACUAGUGUUCAAUGCCGUCCACAUGUUCCCGGAACAAAACGAGGUCGUGCUGCAAGUGAAUCUCAGCACCAUCAUCAUGCGGUCUAUGACCCUCGCCACCACUGUCCGGCAACCCAACAAGCUCUUCCUUCUGCUGCGCAACCUAUUCCGGUCUAUCGGCGGGGGCAAGUUCGAGAUGCUCUACAAGGAGUUUCUGCCGUUGCUGCCGGUUCUGCUGGAGCGCCUUAACAAGUUGAUCCUGGUCGCCUGCCACCGCACUACACAGUAUCUGUUUGUUGAGCUGUGCCUGACUGUGCCUGUGCGGUUGUCGGCGCUGUUGCCUUAUUUGCACUGGCUUAUGCGUCCGCUGGUUCUGGCGCUCUCUGCGGGCCCCAACGACUUGGUGCUGCAGGGCAUGCGCACACUAGAGCUGUGUAUCGACAAUCUCACGCCGGAGUACCUAGACCCCAUUAUAGCCCCCGUCAAAGAGGAGCUUUUGCACGCACUCUGGAUCCACAUCCAACCCCCUCCCGCCUACCAGUCCCAUGCAUUCACAGCCAUGGUCAUCUUGGGCAAACUCGGCGGACGAAAUAGGCGAGCGCUUAAAACGCCACCGCUACUGGAGUAUGUGCACGACCCGUUUGUGGGCGUCAAGUGUCGGUUGUCUGUACCCACGAGCGCCGUCAAUAGCCAGGAGUUGCUGAUCAACUACCGUACCAGGACCGGCGAGAGCGAGGACAAGGCCCGGAAUGACCAACCCACUCUAACACUGACGCGCCCUACCACGGAGAAUGUCUCGUUGCACCUCGGCAGCAAUGGUUUGGCUGCUGGCGCGGCGGGAACAACGGCGGCCGCACCGCCAGCGCCAUCAACAUCCUCAACACCAUUGGGCGACUUCGAGCUACAGCUAGACGGCCCUCUGCGCCUGGCGCACUUUGUGCUAACGCGCGACCUGGACAACGCCAACUUCUCGUCGCCGUUUGCCGUGACAUCGUUUGAGCCCAAUUACCGCGUGAACGGGAAGAUGGCCUGCACCAACACCAACUCCUCCCCCAUCGCCACCCAAGCCACGGCAGCCAUGGCCAGUGCUGGUAUGACUAAGACUGCGGCCAAGGAGAACGGCAUGGGCGGCAGUGGAGGCACCGGUGUGGACUUGGGGCGUGUGCGAGAAGUGCACCGACGGCACGCGCUCGAGCUGGCGCAGUGUGUGGUGGUGCUGACUCUAGAGCUCACUGCCACGGGCAAUACCAAGGAUCUACUGGCUACCUUGGCCGCUAAGAACAGGACCAAACCCACUGCCGCAUCGAGCGGGGACAGUGGUACUACCAGUGCUACAGUGAAAGCCAAGGCCGCAGAUGCAAGUGCGCAGGGCCCCGCGGCAAUGGAUAUCGACGAGAAGGGUCCAGCCGGUGAGGAAAAGGCAGCCCGCACUACACUGCCGGGAGAAGCGCGUGUGCAGAGAGAGCAGCUGGUUAUGGCGCUGAUGUGUGUGUGCGCGUCCAUGGCUAUGCCAAGCCUUGCGGAGGAUGCCACGCUGUUUAUGGCGGGCGUGGUGAGGCACUUUGCGAUACUGAUGACGACGGAGCAGCGGUCAAUGUCGCGUGCAAGCACACCCCCCGCACCAAAGGCAAAGCCAACGGUCGCGAUAGAUUCGUCGGUGAUUGUUGAUGUAGUUGGACAGUGCUACACUAACAUCAAACGGGAAUGGGUGGAUGUUGGGAAACGCAUAAUGGAUGAUUUAUUGGCCUGUACUGCCACUUGCCUUGAUGCAGGCUCUGCCGGUACGCUCAAGCGCAGCAGCAGCGGUUCACCCCAACCAACCACUACGCCAACCCAUACCUUAGAGGAUGUGCAGCGGUUGAUAUUCGGCACGCGCAUGACCGAGAGAUUCGUCCUGGCCUGUUACCGCAAUGCUUGGUAUCAAAAGAAAGGUGGUACGCUGGGACUGCAGCAUCUGUUCGCGUCCAUGCCCCUCAAGUGGUGUGUGAGGCACCAGCUGCUCGCUGUGCAAGGGCUGGUGUCGCUUCUUAGUAAGGCAGAUUUGGACGCCGGCAGUGUGGCUGAGGAAGCACUGCUGACGCUGACGGAGAUCCUUACCAAGUGUAACCCAAGCUCAGCAGCACCCACACCGUCAGCAACGGGUCUUACAACCACCGCCAACGGGUCAGUGGCGGGCCCAGGGUCAAAAGUGCGAGGUACUAUAUCCACAGCCGUACCUGCACCUACAUCCACGCCCACACCCAGCACCACGACUUCAGUACCAACAGCACCCGCUAGCUCCGCAUUCAACAUGCAGCAGACGGCGAUCACACCUGGCACUGUGGGAAAGGCCAGUACGACCGCCACAAGCGCAGGCAUCAAGCGCAACCCCACGACCGGGACAUCUGCAACUACGAGUGCUGGCAACCAUUCCAUGCCCACACACGGGACCACCCCGCAAACCUCCGCAGGAGCAAACAUCCCAACGCCCAACUAUUUCAUCAAUGUGGUGACCUACCUGGUGACGCAGAUGACAGCCACAAAGGAGCUGUGCCGCACAGCGGUGAACGAUGCGCUGCUGCUGCUGGCGCAGUCGCGGGGGGUCAGUGUGGCGUCGUUGCUCACCACACCGUCGGUGCACGGGGUGAUGCUGAAGACGGUUCUGCCCGCCAUGGACAAGAAGAGCAUGCGGUCGUUGUUCGAUGCCAAGCAGGUGGGUGUGUUGGCGGGGUUGAGUGCGUGUCUCAGCAUGCGGCCAAACCCUCCGCUGACGUUCAAGACCACGGACCAUCUGGCACGCACAGUCAGUGAGGUGCUGCAGCAGACGGAUACGGAUGACACGGCGACCAAUGUCAUGAAGCCGGCCAAGGAGAGCGAGGGGAGCAUGCCGCUGACACUCCUGGGCAAGCGCUACAAGGUGCUCGCGGCUGCCAUGGCAACGUACGGCUUUGACGAUAGCUUUAGCCUCGCGCAGCGUAACCGGUUUAUCAGCUUAUUCCUCAUGGGCCUCGCAUCGGCGACCAAGGAGAUCACGCAGGCGUCGCACGAUGGUAUACUGUUCUACCGCAACAACAUCGCCAAAGACCUACUACAGACGUCCCUGGCACCGGUGCUGCGUAGUCUGGCCGACUACCGCCGCCUCACUAAGAACUCUCUGGAUGGACUCUCUCGGUUGCUAACCCUGCUCAACUCGUGCUUCAACGAUACGCUGGGGGAGAAGCUGCUGGAACAUCUCGAUAAGUUUGCCGAUUUGCAGGCCUCGGGCAAUGGACAGGUCACCGUAGCAGGCGCUGCUAACGGGUGUGCCGCUGGCGUGGCUGCCGCUGGCGUCACGGGUCUUGCGGGCGGAGUGGCCAGCGCCGCGCCCCAGAGAGGCGGCAACACCAUCAAGAUGACCGAAGACAUGGGUGUGGUGGCAUCGGUGAUUGACAUCUUCCACCAACUACCCCCAACGGCAGUAGGCUUCAUGGACCGGUUGGUACCCAAGGUGCUCACCCUGGAGUGCCGUUUCAACCGGCACACAGCCAGCCCCUUCCUCACCCCGCUGGUGCGGUUCUUCACGCGCUUCCCGGGCGAGUCUAUGACCUACCUAUACCGCCAGCUCAACAGCCCCGUGUUCAGCGACCUCCUCGCGCGCGUGUUUGAGGACGCCGAAUGCGGCGACCUGAAGGCGUACGUGGCGGAGCAUUCGGACGUGUUCAUCCACCAGACCUUCAGCAUGGCCACUGCUGUGGAGGAGAUGCGCUAUCUCGCGUACUCCAGCCGUCUGCGCAUGCUGGCCCUACGCAUCACAAAGAGUCUCAUGGCAACCAAUCCCCUGGUGCUGGAGUCCUGUCCACAGCUGCUGACCGAGCUGCGCUUUAUAUGGCGCCGGCUAGGCUUGACACUUCCUGUGGGAGAUGUGUCUCACACCAAGGAGUGCCAGUUGGUGGUAGAUAUCCACAUGAUGCACAUCAAGGCCUCGCCCAACCACCCCGAGGCCAUACAGAGUCUGUUUGACCUCGUGUCGGUGUUCACGCGUCGAUGCAUCCUGGACGACGGCUAUGUGUCGCACUUCUACUUCACGGUGGUGCCUGAUCUGUAUACUGCGUCCAGCAAGAAGCUGCUGUUUGUGCGCUUUCUGGAUACGUUUGAUGACGAGACCGUGACGGAUGAGACCAAGGCGCUGCUGCUGCAGAAGCUGAUCCUGCCCGUGCUGUCCGCGGCGUUCAACGACGGUGAUACGUUGUUGGUGCUGGACGAUGCGUUGAUGGUGCGCAUUAUCAAGUCGCUGAUGGAUGAACCCAACCCUGCCAACAGCCCCGACUCUACCAUUCUGGGCGAUAGCACACGGAACAGUCCCCUGCCGGCCCAGUGCGCGUUCAAUAUCUCCCUCGGUGUGUCGUAUGGUGGUCCCACAUGCCCUAUAAUCUCAGAUAUGGGACUGUUUCUGACCUAUCACCAAAGGAUUGUCAAUCUCUUCGACCCGACCACUCACAUCCUCUCGUUUCGGCAGCAGGCACCGGCCCUAAACACUACAACAUCGCACCUUUGGCAGCAGACACAAAUCCUUAACUGA